ACCAGUGGAGGGGUGAUGUGUCUGGGUGAGAACUGCGUGGGCGUGGAGUAAAGCUCAGGAGCUGUGGGUGUAAGUGUCGUGGAUGCACUGUAUGAACUUGAUUGAUCAAUUAUGGAGUGCAAUUGAUGUUUGCACUAGCUAAAUCCGGGGAAUGUGGAUGCCCUGGAGCUGGACCCCUUCGCCUUGAUUUUAUCUGGACUUGACCUGGUGAGCGGAGGCGGUGACCGGAGGUGGCCGCGGCCCGGCGCCCGCCGGCCAGCCAUGGACUCCAUGGACGGACAGGCCGAGCCGCCGGCCGCUGACGUCGGCAUCGGACCAGCGCCCUCAGAUACUGCCGCGCACAAGUCACCAAUGAUGGAAAUAAACUCCGCCUUCACGCAUCUGCCUUCUAAACCGGAUGUGAACAGCGGCUCGCCGGUGCUGGUGCGCUCCACCGAGGCUAACAACGUGGCCAACUCGUGGCACGACGCGUCCCGCCACGACGCCUUUCAGCAGCAGCUCCUGCAGAUGGGGUCGGUUAACAAGGCGAUACCGGACGAUGUGCUGCGGGUGAGUUGGUCCGUGUGUAUGUGUGUGUGUGUGUGUGUGCGUGUGCGUGUGUGUGCGCGUGCUUGUACUGUGACGUCCGGCGCAGUCAGCUAGCCCGCAUGCCCCGCUCACGCGUUCGGCACGGAGUUUGGUGUGCCCUCUGCCGGCUGCUGUCGACCGCAUGCGCACUAAGGUGUGUCGACGGAAACAGAUCAUGGUGGACCCAUGUUUCCCUGGCGCGCACAAAGAAGAGCGAACUUGACCGAGUUGGUGGAAGAAACAUGAAAGCUCUAAUGGGCGGUUGAAGUUCUACCACUGACAUCUGGCACUGGCACGGGCACCUGGCGAGUGGUUUGGGAGCUGCUGGCCUCUCUCCUGCCUUCAGGGCCAGCAUCAUUGCGAUCUGGCACGGACCUCUAGCCUCUGUCUGAUGAUGUCUUUAUAUUUCCCUGACUAGCUUGAAUGGUUGCGCUUUAAAAAAAAAAAACAACAUCAAUGAGUUUGCCCCGCUGUUAGACCUACGCCAUUUCAGGGGCUUUCCCGUCUUCCGCUUCGUUGGAGCGCGGCUGGUGCGUCACGCCGUGCUGAUUCCACGUUUGGUAUGCUAGGCAAAGCGCAAAGUAGAGCGGUAUCCGGUGUGUGGUUUACGUUGUUUUUUCUCUGGACAUUUGAAGCCAUCGCGUGUGGAUGGCCGUCAAGUCAGGGCAAACGAGGUUAGGCCUCAGUUUUAUCGGUGAUUUCAAACCCUAGGAUGACCUCAGAUGCCCAUGGCGUGCCCCGCACUGCCCCCGCGGCGGUAAUGGCUGAAAGUUUUGACCGGAACCAACUGUGCUGUGCGCCGGGCAUCUGAAAAAUCAAGCAGAUCCAAAAAUUCAGUAUCCAAUAGAAUAGUUAACUAGUAAGUCAAGAAUGUAGAAUCUAGAAUCAGGCCAAUCUCUGAAAUGGCAGUGCGUUCGGUGCAGUCAAGUCGCCAAUGGUUGAACUGCAAUUUCCUCCGCAAAAAAAGUUUUCUUCUUCCCAGCAGCGUGUUCAAAUUCGUGGUUCCAUGUGCACCCCACACAAACAUGGCUGGCCCAGCUAGACUGGUGGACGUCUCCUCAGUGUGCGGUGACACACCCUG
Messenger RNA from Pollicipes pollicipes, 1648 nucleotides. RefSeq lists its product as uncharacterized. Lineage: Eukaryota; Metazoa; Arthropoda; Thecostraca; Pollicipedomorpha; Pollicipedidae. The record is from RefSeq and is a predicted model, not a curated record. The transcript is spliced from 5 exons. Bases 262 to 642 code for a protein of 126 amino acids.